ACAAAACUAUUUAAAAUAUGCUAGCAUGCUAAAUUGUCGGCAAUAACUGUACAAAUGUCUUUAAAUAAUGGUCUUGGGAGCGUCAGCAAUGAAGCAGAAGCAAGCAGAACCUGAAGCAGAAGCAAACAUAAUAUAUGAAGCAAGCAGAUGCACACAAACGACCACUGAAGCACUUCAACGCCAUUACCUGCGAUGAUCACGAAUUGAGGUACGUAUACAGCUCGGGGAAACUUGGGAGCAAUGUGAACUUUGUGUAAUGUAGCCUUAGAUCUUAUCGUGCCAUUAAAGAGCAUCAUUUAUAUUUCAGAGAACGUUGUUGUAUGCGUUAAUUUCGCGGUAUUGAUACAUGUAUUUACCCUAUCUGGUCCAUUCGCAGAUAUGGCGACUCCAACAACGAGGAAAAAGACGCUUAUACCGCUUAUCGGCCAUCCUGAUGACAGAUUGAUGAGUGGAAGUCAACUGCCAUCACGCGGUGAGGCCCUCCGUCGUCUCUUCCAUAUCAUCCGUCACGACAGGCAGUUGACUGUGAAGGCCGCGGCUGAAUGUACCGUCGGAGAGAUACUGGAGGUCUGGAAUAUCGCCCGCAUCCCUACUCAUGAACGAAAGGUUUGUGUAAGUAAGCUGAUAUCUCUUCAUGGCCACUGGCGCAUGCUCAUGCGUAAUAAGAAGAAAAUGACGCCCGGUCCAGUCGCUCGGCGCGAGAUCUGGAAAAAGAGUCUGGACAAUCUUUUCGAUAUUGCACACCAAAGGGCCCUCGAACUAAUGAAGAACCAUGAAGACAAAGAGUUCCUCAUUGCACAACGUGAGGAGGGCCGCCGAGGAAAAAUGAUGGGCGUCGAUCGGCAGCUGACUGAGCUUGAACGGCGGCAGUUGAAGCGCGCCUCCGAAGCCAGCGAUCGUAGGACUCGGGAACAAGAACGCACGUCGGAGAUCAGCACUGUUGAGCUCUCGUCUAGCUCCAGUUCCUCAAGUCCCUGUCGCAAGUCAGCGGUGUCUGAUGCUGAUGACGAACCUCAACCAUCAACUUCUGCCACCUGCCCAGUGCCGCCGAAGCGCCGUCGCGGCAGGAAGAAGAUAAUUUCGCCAACCGUCGCCGCUGCCCUGGACCGCACAGGAAUCAGCGACCGCCAGACAGUGUAUGUCUUGUCGGCGGUGGCCGAGACACUCGGGCACGACGCCUCUGAACUCAUUGUGAAUCGAGAGUCAAUCCGGCAAUCCCGGCGGAGGCACCGGAAGCAAGCCGCUCAGGACAUCAAGGCGUCAUUUGCGCCAGACGUUCCUCUCGUUGUACACUGGGACGGGAAGCUGGUUCCCGACACCAUGACCAGUGGAAGCAGGAAAGUAGACCGUCUUCCAAUUUUGGUCUCUGGGGACGGCGUCGCCAAGCUGCUGUCCGUCCCCAAGCUCGAGAUCGGCAGUGGAGAGGCGAUGGCAAACGCUGUUGUGGAAGCCCUCAAGGAUUGGGGGAUUGCAGACCAGGUAGUGGGUAUGUGUUUCGACACGACGGCAUCAAACACAGGCCUGCGAUCAGGGGCUUGUGUGCUGAUCGAGCAGCAGCUCGGCCGCGAGCUGCUGCCUGCUGCCUGCAGGCACCACGUGCUUGAGCUCAUCGCCGCGAAGGCCUUCGGGAUCUGCCUCAACACCCCAUCGUCUGGGCCGGAUAUCCCACUGUUUAAACGGUUCCGGGACAAGUGGGACUGCAUCAAGCAUGACGAAUAUGCGCUUAUGAAAGACGACCAACUCACAGACAUCAUCAAAGACUCCCGGGACGACCUGAUCGCGGGUUUCAAGCUCCAUCUGUCGCAGCACCAGCCUCGUGACGACUAUCGUGAGCUCCUGGAGCUCUCUAUCAUCACGCUCGGCGGGGUACCUGACCGUGGCAUUCGAUUUCGACGGCCUGGAGCUCACCACCACGCACGUUGGAUGGCCAAAGUAAUUUACGCCCUAAAGAUCUACCUCUUCCGGGGUCAAGCAGGCCUCACCGCCAAGGAGAACGCCGGCAUCCUCCGAUUCGUCAAGUUUGCCUUGUCGGUCUACAUUCCCGCGUGGUACACCGCGCCGAGCCCAACAUCGGCCCCUAAGAACGACCUCGCCCUUCUGAAGACGUUGGCCGGGUACGAGGACAAGUCCCUCGCCAAGACGCUCCUCAGCGGCUUCGCCCGACGUCACUUGUGGUAUCUGAGUGAGAGCCUCGUCCCGUUGGGGUUCUUUGACGAGAGCCUACCACUGCAUGAAAAGCGGGCCAUGGUUGAGGCCCUCGCCUCGAACGAGGGUUCGGAGGACAUCACCAAGCGGGCAGUCGUUGAGCUCAGCGCAGACCUGACGCAGAAGACCCUCGCAGACUUUGUGACCACAUCGUCGCGGACGUUCUUCGUCACCCUUGGAAUUGACGACGGCUUCCUCGAGACCGACCCUGCCGAGUGGCAUGACGACCCCCGCUAUGUCGCCGCAGCGGGGAAGGCCAACGGCAUCACGGUGGUGAACGACUUCGCCGAGCGUGGCGUCGCUCUGAUGGAAGCCUACAAUUUGACCCUCACCAAGGAUGAGGACCAGAGGCAGUACAUCCUGCAGGUGGUGGAGGCACACCGUGGGAAUUUUCCGAACGCUAACAAAGGCACCGUCACCCGGCAACUGCAGUAAUGCGCGAUAGCAUUCGACCGCAGAUACUCAGAGUUGUCAGGAGGUCGAAGUUUUCCAACUGCCACAAGACCCAUUGAGACUUUUUAUCGUUUUACAAUACA
Molecule: messenger RNA, 2741 nt
Organism: Amphibalanus amphitrite
Lineage: Eukaryota; Metazoa; Arthropoda; Thecostraca; Balanomorpha; Balanidae
Exons: 1
Coding region: 379-2640 (753 amino acids)
Source: RefSeq, a predicted model, not a curated record